This is a messenger RNA of Letharia columbiana, 996 nucleotides long. RefSeq lists its product as uncharacterized. Gene Ontology annotation, molecular function: alpha-1,2-mannosyltransferase activity. NCBI's taxonomy places the organism in Eukaryota, Fungi, Ascomycota, Lecanoromycetes, Lecanorales, Parmeliaceae. Gene Ontology annotation, cellular component: endoplasmic reticulum membrane. The transcript is spliced from 3 exons. Gene Ontology annotation, biological process: GPI anchor biosynthetic process. Bases 1 to 996 code for a protein of 331 amino acids. The record is from RefSeq and is a predicted model, not a curated record.
AUGUCAUCGCCCCAGACGACACCCAUACCGCAGGCCUCAACCAAGUUUGGCCUCGAUAAUUCCAUCUACCUCGAUGACAACAAGAGUUUCCGGAGACACGUCUUAGAACGAGUCAAAGAGGUGUCCGUUUCGCAAGACAUAUUGUUAUUUCUGCUCGCAUUCAGGAUUCUUAACGCGUUGAGUAUCAAGACCUUCUUUCAACCUGACGAAUUUUUCCAAUCGCUCGAGCCGGCAUGGGAGAUAGCGUUUGGAGCUGAGAGCGGAGCAUGGAUCACCUGGGAGUGGAGGCAUCACCUUCGUUCUGCGAUUCAUCCUGCAAUCUUUGCCGCCGUGUAUAGGCUGUCGUCAGGCCUCUCCUGGGUCCUGCAUCUGUCUCCCACAUACCGCGCCGACCUUCUAGUAGCCGCGCCAAAAGUAACCCAGGCCAUCUUCGCUGCGCUGGGGGAUUACUACACGUGGAAACUUGGGGAAUGUGUCUACGGAUCAGGCAGUAAUGAAGCAUGGGCGGCUCUCGCCCUCACGGUUUGCAGUCCAUGGCAAUGGUUCUGCUCGACGCGCACGCUUUCCAAUUGCCUCGAAACAACCAUGACGGUUGUUGCGCUGAAUUUCUGGCCUUGGCAGUGGUCGAUGGACGCAGAAGAAGACGAUGAGAUUGAUAAUGACGGUCUGCGCAUAAACGAGAAGCAAAGCGAUGUUGACGAGAAGGCAAAGUUGGUGACCGAUUUCUGGGAUCGCAAGCAAAAUCCUGACUCGAAAAAUAGACUUCGUCGCUGUCUGUUGCUUGCUGCUUUGGCUUGUAUACUACGACCAACCAACAUUCUGAUUUGGAUAUGCUUUGCUACCUUCGCGCUAUUGCGUAUCACGACGCAUGGAAAAAUGCUGUCGUUACCUUGGGAGGGUACGCAGAUAUGGGUCCACAUCUCCUCUCUGUCUUUUCUCCCUGCUACUAAGCAGGAGCGCAUGGUCUUACUGACAGAGGCCUGUCUUUGCGGGUAA